AGCCAUGUUUGACUAUGACAAGAGCAAAGACAGUGGCCUCCCAAGCCAAGGACUUAGUUUUAAGUACGGAGACAUUCUUCACGUCAUCAACGCCUCAGACGAUGAAUGGUGGCAGGCGAGGAGGGUCACUCUGGAGGGAGACAGUGAGGAGAUGGGAGUUAUACCCAGCAAGAGGAGAGUUGAAAGAAAGGAGCGUGCACGUUUGAAGACGGUGAAAUUCAAUGCGAAACCUGGUGUAAUUGAUGCAAAAGGGUCAUUCAAUGACAAGCGUAAAAAGAACUUCAUCUUUUCACGAAAAUUCCCAUUCUACAAGAGCAAGGAGCAGAGUGAGCAGGAAACAAGUGAUCCAGAACAACAUGUUUCUUCUAAUGCCAGUGAUAGCGAAAGUAGCUACAGAGGCCAAGAAGACUGCAUCCUUUCUUAUGAACCUGUCACCAGACAGGAAAUUAAUUACACCAGGCCGGUUAUUAUUCUGGGUCCUAUGAAAGAUCGAAUCAACGAUGAUUUGAUAUCUGAAUUCCCUGAUAAGUUUGGUUCAUGCGUACCACAUACCACACGGCCAAAGCGUGACUAUGAAGUGGAUGGGAGAGAUUAUCAUUUUGUCAUUUCAAGAGAACAAAUGGAAAAAGAUAUUCAAGAGCACAAAUUUAUAGAAGCUGGGCAGUACAAUGAUAAUUUAUAUGGAACUAGUGUCCAGUCUGUGAGAUUCGUGGCUGAAAGGGGCAAGCACUGCAUACUUGAUGUGUCAGGAAAUGCUAUCAAACGACUACAAGUUGCACAACUCUAUCCCAUCGCUAUCUUCAUUAAGCCUAAAUCAUGGGAGCCUCUGAUGGAAAUGAAUAAACGUCUCACAGAGGAGCAAGCAAAGAAAACCUACGAUCGAGCAAUUAAAUUAGAACAAGAAUUUGGAGAAUAUUUUACAGCUAUUGUCCAAGGAGAUAGCUUAGAAGAUAUAUAUAAUCAAUGCAAACUUGUAAUUGAAGAACAAUCUGGGCCUUUCAUCUGGAUUCCUUCAAAGGAAAAAUUAUAAAUUAGCCACUGCACCUCUGAUUACGACGGGAAAAUAUUUAGAAGAAAACUAUAAUAUACUAUUUGGAGGCUUUCCUGUUUUUGUUGCAUUUAUGUUCUUUGCAGUCAAUGUGAAUUUUGAUGAAUGUACAACACAAAGUGUUUGAAGCCAUGAAGGACACUGAUGGGUCAAAGGGUAGGAACAAAAAGACUUCUACCAUAUAAAGCAAAUCUGUUGUGUGCUCAGAGCACCAGUUGUAGGUAUAAACUUUUGACAUGGAGACCCUCUGUCAAGGGGAGCUAGCCACCUCCUGUGCCCAUGCGGACAUUUUGAUCGAUUUCAAUGGCUGAGCUCAGUGUGUUGAUUGCUUUAAAGAGAAGUUCCCAGCUCUUGAACCUCAUAUAGGGCUUGAUCCUGCAAGGCGCUCAGCACUUAACCCCAAUUCCUACACAUGAGUAGCCCGUUGAGUUGGCGUCACUUGUGAUCCUUCCCUAUGCCGUUCGGUCACAUCAAUUCCAGUAGGACUAUUCAUGUGCUGAAAGCUAAGCACGGGCUUAAAUGUUUUGCUAGAUCAGGGCCACAUGCACCUUGCAAAAUCAAGCUCAGGGUACUUGGUCCACUUGCUACUGAAGUCAUUGGUAGGACACUCUUUGACUUGACUGGGAGGUGGAUCCUAUUCUAAGCUUGUCAUUGCACAUUUGUAGUUGGUACACCUCGACUUCGGUAACUAUGCACAUCUUUUGAUUUCUGAAACCAAGUCAAGCAUUUCUUUUUUCCCCUUUGGAAACACUAUUGCAUCAGGAACUAAUAACACUAUAGUUUAUUUUAAUGGUGUUUGGGGGUGGGAGAGGAUGGAAGCAUUUCACAUCACACACACAUGCACAGAAACACAUAUGUAUGAGGAUUCACAGCACCUAUGUUGACAAGGAGGGAUACAACUGGGAAAAGCUUUAAAAUUUUUGAUUGUCUAUUUUAUCAUUUAUAUUGAUAGAAGGCACUUAAAGAUGGAAUAAUUUAUAAAAAUAAAAAUAUAUUGAUGUAUAGAAAC
This is a messenger RNA of Phaethon lepturus (White-tailed tropicbird), 2057 nucleotides long. RefSeq names its product discs, large homolog 2 (Drosophila) (gene DLG2). The annotation marks the transcript as partial. Gene Ontology annotation, biological process: chemical synaptic transmission. Gene Ontology annotation, cellular component: neuromuscular junction; neuron projection; postsynaptic density membrane. Gene Ontology annotation, molecular function: protein binding. NCBI's taxonomy places the organism in Eukaryota, Metazoa, Chordata, Aves, Phaethontiformes, Phaethontidae. The transcript is spliced from 10 exons. The record is from RefSeq and is a predicted model, not a curated record.